UGUCACGUUUGGUUUUGUGAUGGCGUCAAAUUCCGAGCAGUUGGCGAUUGUUCUCAUAUUUUUCAAAAUAUGCAACUGCUUUCAUGUAUACAACACCCAGUUUAAAUGAAAAAUGAAACGGUCGAAAAUUGACAUAAUCAACGCGACUGUCGAAUCCUACUUAAAACGGAGGCACUAUCAUCAGGAGAGUGACAUUUUUCGUAAAUCUGAACGCGGAGAUUGUCAAACCAGCGCCGCCGAAAUGACUUUAAGCACGACUGUCGAGUGCAGUACUUCUCGUGAGAAUUCAAUCGUCUUUAGCGCUAUUACAAACGACGCUGGAGUCGCUGAUCAAGCAUAUCACAAAUUGAAAAUAUGGAUCCAAACAAUAAACAAUGAAAACUUGAAGAUUGAACUGCAAGGAGUAUUAUAUCCGAUAUUCUGUCAUUUAUAUCUGGAGAUGUUGCAUGGCGGUAACAGACAGACAGCUAUUCAGUUUUUAAAAAUGUACCAAAAUGACUUUGUCUCUGAUACUGAACGAGACUUUUUAGAAGAACUAUCUAGCGUAUUUUCUAUUCAAGAUAUAGAACUCAGGCCAUUGGUUAAUGCGUUCAGAACAAGAAAAUAUAAGGUCGAUAUGUCAGACGAUGCUCACUUUUGUCUUCAAAAGUUUCUCGCCAAACAGGGACAUGUUAUUUUAAUGCAGGUAAUAAAUACACAUGUGACAAUCAUCAGAAAAAUACCAGAAGUACAUCCAGAUGAAGAUAGAAGUUGUGAACGUGGACCGAAUAGAGAAUCGGUGAUUAACGGUCAUGUAGAGCAACCUUCGGGCACAGGUGUAGAUCGUGAAAUGCGUGAACUCCAAGAAGCUAUUCGAUUGAUUCGUAGUAACGUUCAUCAACCAUUGAGGGUCUAUACAAUUAAUAAUGCCAAUGAAAACGCUAGCUGCGGUUCAAUUACGCCGAACAUAGACAGGCUAGCAGCCGGAUUUAGCACUUCUGAAAUAAGACUGUGGGGCAUCUCAGAUACGGUACUUACAAGGCCAAGACUUAAAGCAGCGCCGCUUAAUUUUGCAUCUAACAAUCCAUCCACCAGUAGAAGUUUAUGGACCGAGGACCAUAUGGAUGAAGCAGGGGCAAUUGUGAUGCGAGGGCAUACAGACGUGGUGCAUGAUUUAAAAUUCAUUCCCGAAGCUGAUGUUCUUCUAUCUGUAUCUAGUGACAAAGAUAUGAGAGCAUGGCGACUGAGCGAUUAUUCCUGUGCAGCUAUAUACAACGGGCAUAAUUAUCCUGUAUGGUGCAUGGAUACCAGUGUAUUUAAUUUGUACAUAGCAACUGGUUCGCACGAUCGUACUGCCAAACUUUGGUCGCUAGAUCGAACUUUUCCACUUCGGAUAUUUGCGGGUCACUUUCUAGAUGUUAAUUGCAUUAGAUUUCAUCCCAAUGCCCGAUAUUUAGCAACCGGUUCAGCAGAUAAAACGAUAAGGCUAUGGAGCAAAGAUGAUGGUAGUUUGGUUAGAGUUUAUGUCGGCGCUCGUUCAACAAUUUACAGUCUUGCUUUUAGUCCAGAUGGAAAGUAUUUAGCCGCUGCUGGUGACGACAAAAGUGUAUCUAUAUGGGAUUUAGCAACGAAUACCCAGUUGAUUGAGUUAAAGGGUCACCAGGAUACAGUAAUGAAUUUGGAUUGGAGUUCUGAUGGCCAGUAUAUUGCUAGUGCCAGUAUAGAUGGAGUAGUGCGACUUUGGUCCACCCAACGACACAUAAAUACUAGUAAUGGGGACAACACAAACUCACAAUCUGGACAAGACAAUUCUCAAGUAUAUCCAACAAAUUGCUCAAGUAUUCUAUCGCUACAAUACUACCACAAGAAUGACUCACUUGUUUGUAUUGGAACAUCGUAGGCUAAUGUGUGUAUACUACUGUCACUGAGUUAUGAAUUAUUUAUUUUAUUCUCGUCACUGGAGGAAAGGAAAUAAGAAUAAGUGAGCAAUUACUGUAUAAGGCCUCAUAAUAGUUGACAGUAUUUGUAUUUAUCAGCAUUAACCAUAACUAUCUAAAUUUAAUAAGAUCAUCAAUUUUCAUUUGUGUUGAUGGCUUUAGCGAUAGUACUGUUGAAGAUUUUUUUUGUUAGAAAUUUUAUAAUGAAUUCCAAUAAACCAUUUGAUAAAUACACUACAUUAACGAUGAGAAAAAGUCAUGCGAUGCGAAAUUGUCUAUAAAUUCCGUCUUUGAAAAACAAUGCGUAUUUCAAUGUGCGAUGAAUAGCAAAAUGAUCUGUACAAUAUGCUAUUUUAACCUGCAUUCUCAACGAUUGGAUUGAAAUGCUUAUUUAUAUUAUACAGACAGAGAUCUGAAAAAAUGCUACAUGCGUCUCUGGGCUGUCGAAUAAUUCUCUGUAGCACAUCUGAGCAAGAUCUGAUUGUAAACAUGCGAAUUUUCGAAACGAUAUAAAUGUUAGGAGCAUUUUCACAUAGUGAGUUACAUAUUCCUUUCAGAUACUUUGUACUAAAUUAUUCUUUAUCUUUAAUGAAUAAUCUUGUUUGGAUUGAACAUCACUUUUCACAAAUCAAACAUGCACAUUAACACAUUGUUCUGAAUCUAUUUUGAUACUAAAUGCAGUUUAAUUCGUGAUUCUAUAAACUUAUUUCACUAACUGUUUUGAAAUGUAUCUAUAGAACGACCCGGAAGAGUAAAGAACAAUUUUUCAGUCUAACAUCCAGCACCAAGAACCUAGUCCUCCAGGCAAUAUGGUUUUACACAAACGAAAUUAUAUACUUGCUAACACUACUCACAAGUAGAACGAAGUGCAAAUAAUAAUUGACAUUCGCUAUUUUUUAUGCGUUUUUGUAAAUGUAAAUAGGAUGGUCAAUCUCAAUUUUUUUCUCUGCGGGUCUUUGUAUGUCCUCCAGUAAAAUUGUACAUUUUUCAUUUCGCAGUAUCAAUCGUGAUCGGUCUCCACAAUUUUUGUAAAGUUUUUAUUGUAAUACCUUGAGAUGAAUGUUUGAGAAAACUUAGAGCAAGAAAAAGACUCAGUUAUUGAGAUAUGAUGAAAAUUUUUAGAACGUUUUCCACUUUUCAUAUCUAUCAACUGUGGAGUAACAUUUUGUUAAUCUUUGAAUUGUGUACUUGGGUGUAUAUAAUACCAUCCACGUUCCUCUAAGAAAGUGCUACUUCGCCUUUAACCAAAUCUUUGUAAUAAGCCGAACAGAGAAUUUUUUUUUUUUGCAUCAGUAAGAAUACAAUUGUUUUCGGAAACGAUAAUUCGUGCAAAUUUUCGACUACAAAUGAAGGCACUCUUCAGACGCACUAUAGGAGGAUGAGAACAGUUCUGAGAGUGAGACAACCAGUGUACAGUGUGUACCAGUGUUUUAGAGUUAAGCAUCUAUUCUGCAGUAUGAUACAAUUUAGUACAAAUAUUACUAAACCAUAAAAUUAGCAUGCGAGAUUUUACUUAUAAUUUGAAUCUCAAAUUAGAACGCAAAUUUGAUUUCACUAAUAAUAUCAAUUUUCUUUCUUACUUGCUUUUUUUUAAAACUAUCAUAUGUGUUUAAAAACGUACCCGCCGUGUUAGGAUCAAGCGUUUUAAAUUAAACCAGAGUCGUUGUUCUGUAACUUUGUCACAAGUAUUAAAGUAAAUUCUCUUCAAAGCUGUCUUUCAGUAUGUUAUUAUUUUCACUAUUAGCAAAUUGGAGGUGGUUUGAAUUCCAGUUCUUGCAAAGCUCUUAGGGUUUUGGUUUAUUGCGCUAAUCCCUUAUGCCCUUCCUCUACGCCAGCGGCUCUGUGCCCUUAUGAAAUUGAGUUUGUGGGUAGCUAACCAAUUUUCGUGGCUUUCGGUAUAUUUUAGAUAUAUUAUUUUAUGCAUACUUUGGUUGAGCUACGAUUAUACAGUGAGUUCGGAGGACUUUUUUCUUUAUUACUACCAACUUGUGUAUAUAUCAUUGAUAAAAUUUUACGUAAAACCUUCAUACUCUUAUUAAAAACAUUAAACUGACCAAAUUUAAAAUCAUAUACGGCGUAGCACUGCAUGCAGGAACUUAGCAGAGGCACAAUGUUGUAAUGGCUAACUGUUUUAUCAGUGCCUAUUAGUGCAUAUUAUCGAGGUAUGGGACUGUUCGUAACAUUUUCAAGUUUCUAAACUGUUUCUAAAUUAUCCAUCUUUCUAAACUGUGUUUCAUCCUCACAGAAUGGCACCUUAUGUCUUUAUUUUUCUAUAUAAUAUACUUUGGAUCUGCCUAAACUGUUGUUACUCAUACUUUAACAAGUUCUGUCAUUUGAAAAUAUACCCAUUUCCAAUUUAUCUUUUUUCAUGAUGUCCAGCAACCGAGAAUUCCUCAAAAAUCGUGAAUUAUACAGGAUGUUGAAAAAGCGCCCUUGAAAAUAUGAGAAUUUCUUAUAGCAACCUGGGUUUUUUUUUGUAAACAUCGACCAAGUCCCAAAGGAAUAUUUUCAUCAAAAUAGACUCAAGUAAAGUUUCGACACGGCGAUGUUUAACAUUUUUUUACGCGGGUAUUAGAAGAACAAGGUCGAAUUUUUACACAUAGUUAGUACAAGGUUUUAUGAAGUUUUUUUGUUAAUUGAAAAUAUCAAUUGACAACGGACUUAUUGUCCUUCGGGAACAGAUAACUUGAAGGAGCUUCAUAGCACCAUAAUAGUUUGGUAAUAGUUUCUUUGGUUGCUUUGUAUUCUAUAUACUUUUUUUCUUAAGGGAGUGCCUAAUCGAUUUCGACGUUAUCGUAUAGACCUCCAAAUAUCGAAUUCACCAGCCAAACAUUUGAUUUCGCAGAUAUUCUUCAUUCGUAUAUCAGACGAUUUGUUAGUAUAAAAAAUCCUGUUACCGUUUUACUUGUCGAUUUGAAUUCUUUUAAAUACAUCACUUGUAUUCAGUAAAUUUUUAUCUCUGCAAACCAACACUUUGAUAAUGAUGUACAAAAAUACUAUAGUGUUGCCACCCUACUUCAUAGUCCUAAGUGAUUGGUGAACCAAAUUUGAUAACGAGUAAACAUUAUAUAAAGUGUUUACAAUUAGCUCCAUGAUGUAUAUACCGAUAGUUGAUUUUACCUAGUUAUGUAUGCACAAUGGACAUACUCGUCCAUAAAAAAUGUAGUAUCUCUUAAAUUCGAAUAUUAUGGAAUAUUUCGUUCAUUUUUAGUUCACGUUGAAUACUUUACAUUGUUAAGUACCUGAACAAUAUUGGCAUAGUAUAAUUUUUGGGCGUAUAUGUAAGUGUACAGAAUAUUUAAUUCUUGUUUGCCUGGCUCAGAAUAAUUCGGAAUAAUUUUGUUUGCUUCGUUAGUUUGAAUAAUUUUUAUCCUUCAACUGAAUAAAUGUUUGAAUGGGUAUUUGCGAGGAACUUAUAGCAACUACAAGUUUGCCUUCUUUCCAACGAAUGGUUUAAAUUUGAUAUCGUUUAUUUCCUUGAAUAAUUUUUGGAUUCAAUCAGUACGUGAAGCAAGCAUCAACAUUUGUGAAAUCAAUUUAUCAUUGCUGCUAACUAGACACAUAAAAUUACCAACUGCAACUUUAUGUGUUGUUGCUACAGUAUUGAAAUACUGAUAACGGUAUUAGUAUUUUUAAAUUCUAACAAUCCUAUUUUAUAUGUAUUUUAUGUUUGGUUGCAGGAUAUUAGGAGGUAGGUAGAAGUAACUUCUGUAACAAGUUAUAAUAUAGAACAAGGAACAAAGACACUUGCAAAUGCUGGUACAAAUCAACUAUUCUUUACAUGUAAGGCAGAACAAACACGAUAUUGAAUGUAAUGUGAAUUUGGUAAAUUUUUCAUUCAGUCUUGUGCAUUAGCUCAUAAAAUUGUCUUCAUAGCUAGAAAAAUUAAAAUUCGGAUAUAACAUUCGGUUUACAGGCAAUUUAUGACACAAGUAAACACGUUUUAAUUUAUUGAGAUAGAUAGGACAAGCAAGUGGUGUAAUGAUAUUAAGAGUGAAAAGAUAAAUAUAUAACAAUAACAAUGGAAAAUAUUUUUUAUCGGUUAAAGUCGUCUUCAGUGACUUUAUUUAUACGUACAUAGUGAAAACUCGAAUCGUUAUAAUGUGAAGAAAUUUCUGUUAUAACUUCAUGCACGCUGUAUAAACGAGUCAUAUAUAAUUAUGUAUAUCCACAUGUAUACUAAAUACAUUUCUUCCUCUUUUA
Messenger RNA from Neodiprion virginianus, 6119 nucleotides. It is a transcript of the gene wda, whose product is annotated as TAF5-like RNA polymerase II p300/CBP-associated factor-associated factor 65 kDa subunit 5L. Gene Ontology annotation, cellular component: transcription factor TFIID complex. Gene Ontology annotation, biological process: transcription initiation at RNA polymerase II promoter. The transcript is spliced from 10 exons. NCBI's taxonomy places the organism in Eukaryota, Metazoa, Arthropoda, Insecta, Hymenoptera, Diprionidae. The coding region runs from base 113 to 1879 and encodes 588 amino acids. The record is from RefSeq and is a predicted model, not a curated record. Gene Ontology annotation, molecular function: protein binding; RNA polymerase II general transcription initiation factor activity.